Molecule: messenger RNA, 4632 nt
Organism: Syngnathoides biaculeatus (alligator pipefish)
Lineage: Eukaryota; Metazoa; Chordata; Actinopteri; Syngnathiformes; Syngnathidae
Gene: bcorl1
Product: BCL6 corepressor-like 1
Biological process (GO): negative regulation of transcription by RNA polymerase II
Cellular component (GO): nucleus
Molecular function (GO): protein binding; transcription corepressor activity
Source: RefSeq, a predicted model, not a curated record
CCUCCUUUCUCCGUGACAGCGCUCAUUAUUGUCGUGAAAAGAAAAACUCACCGGACCGACUCGGACUACCCUGUGAGGCAUGUUGUGUUAAAGAAACACCUAUGCAGGUGGAUUCUUCACUAAUGAAUGUAGGGGAUGGAGGCACGGUGAGCAGAGAAAUCGGUGCUCCGAAUAAGGCGCCCACGAGCAUGGUGGGAAAUCCUCCCCAAACGCUGCCCCUCGAGUUUCGAGGCGGCGUUACCCUCGCUCAGCAAAACAAGACCGCUCCGACGACAGACUGCAAGACAGCGAGGGCCUGCCCGGACACCAGUAAUUACAACCUCAGCCCGGAGCUCUCUCCACCCCGGCAGCUCAACAAUGAACCAAUGUCAGGCUCGGCCCCCGCCGGCGCUGAGAAGCGGACAGACAAAAGAGCGGUAGAGGCCGCUAAAAUCAAGCACGACGACGACGACGACGGCGGCGGCGGCGGCACGGGGGCCUCGCCCGUUCCUCAGCGGUCGAGCGGCGUAAAAGUCAGCCGGGAGGACUCGGCCAAUCCCUGUCACAGCAAGAAAUCGCAGACGCAAACGCCAUCUGCUCCACCUGGUUUCCAGUGCUCCUUGUUCAAACCAGCCCGGCCAGUUGCCUUCCUGCCUUCCGCCGAUAUCUCCUCCCCCCUUUGUAAUAUCUCUCUCCCACCAGCAUUGGGGCAGAUCGCGCCUCUGAGAGAAGCCACUGCCAGCCAGUUUCCAAAAGACUCUCAAGCUCAAACCUCAGGUGUAGCGGGGACGCCCUUAAUGCGGACCUAUCAGUAUCCCUUCUCCGGGGGCCGGGUUCCGGCUUCUGAGAAAAAAGCCUCGAAACUUAAAGUCAACCAUUCGUCCAGCAAGAAUGGCAAAUCUGUCGCCGAACACAAGUCCUUGGCCUCGCCUGCUAUGGCCCUCCCGCUGCAGCACCCGUCGUUGAACUCGGCGGCGCCCGCCCGCUACACGUUGUCGCCCACGGCAGCCAUUUGUUGCGGCUCUGCACUCGCCACCAUCGCCUCUCAGAGUAGACUUCUGAACCAGGUGGAGAAGAGCCUCAGCUUGGACAAGAUUGCAAUGGGCGCUCUGAAAACAGACGAUCACAGAGUAGCGUGCUCGCUAGAGCAGAGGGACGUACCCCUGGAUUUGUCGGCUAAAUCGAAACGUCCAAAAUGCCUAAAUGACCCCGCGGUUUCAACGAAGGAGCCUCAAAACAGAGACUCCAAUAAAAUGGACUUUAUGAACUCAAAGAGGACUCAUUCCGCGACGUAUAGCGCAACUGGGCAAUAUCCCAUUUUACCCACUACCCACAGAAAUGGAUCCCAUCCAAAGCAAUCCAUCCGGGCUCAGAAUCAUCAGGUCUCCGAACUUAAGCAGGUCUGGAGCAAAGGGCCUUCACAAGAGCCCAUUAAAAAUAGCCCUGGAACAUACGUAGGCGUAGCCAGUCCCAUACUGGCCUCUACGCUUCGCGGAAAAAAUGGAAAAGGGACUUUUGUAGAGGAGUUCCAGAGUUUUGCCAAGCAGGAGUUUAUAUCAAUAAUUGAUCAAGGAGAACAAGUAACCUCGGGAGGAAAGAGGCCCCCUUCGCUGAAGCAUGCUCACAACGUCAAGCAUGCUAAGAACACGAGCACAGCCAUCACCAAGAACUGUCCUGCUAAAGGAGCUCUGAUGACGGCCCUCUCGACCGCCACAAACGCGCAUCUGAAGUCUGGCAAAGCAGCGGGUCCCUACUCGGCGUGGCAACAGUCCCCUCAUCAUCCACACCAAGCAUCUUCAGCUCAGAAAAAGAUCUCGCCGGGUCACCAAACGACCAGGGGAGCAGCGGAACGUUCCAAGUUCCAGAGUCCCUCCAAUCCCGCAGAAGAGUCGAAGGCGAACCCGUCUCCGCUCCCUAACCUCGCAUCCAUCGUGAAGCAGCAAGACUCGGAAACGUCUUCACCGGCAAGCGACGCUCUCGCCGCGGUGUCGAAAAAAGACGGCGGUCUGACUCAUCUCAAAGACACCCCGUCCAAACAGACCUCUCUAUAUGAACCCCCAGCGGGCUGGUCCACGGAAAACUGGCCUGGAGUGUUGUCUCAAGGAGGAAGGAAAAGGUUGGAAAGGUCGAAACCCACCGAGACUUCGGAGAAUGACGCAGAGAUACGCAGUCGUCAGGUAGAACACAAGCACGGUUUCUCUAAACCCUUCGGACAGUCGCAUAGCCUCAGAAGCAACGCAUCGACAAACGGGAACCGGCUGGACAGCAAACUGGCUCAGGUGUUGGAGGGCGAGGUGCUGAAAAAAGACAUCAAAGAGUCAGACCGUCCCCCAGACGAAAACCUGGGGGGCUUGGUCGCAUCUAUCCUGUCACGCCGCUCCCCAGGUCGAGGCGACGAGAAGAAAACAAACGGAACCAAAGAAGAGUCGCCAACCAGUGUAAAACAGAAGAAAGUUAGUCCUAGGAAGCCCACAAAGGAGAGGUCGCCGGUGGAGGCGGCAAAGAAGACGACUGGAGAGAAAGAGAAAGACGUUACACCACCCAAAGUGUCUUCCCAAAAGAAGAAGAAACAAAAAGAGUUGGAGCAACGACUCUCCUUUCGGAGUAAAGAGCAGACAUGGACGGGCGAGGAACCGCGUCACAAAACAGAUGGCGUCAGCGGUCCCGACGGGGAAGAGACUCGUGCCUUCAAGUCCGGCGAGGCCGCCGCUAAAGAGGCCUCCUUCCCGAGGUUGAGGAGAGGACGGCGGCGGGCAGACGAGGCCAGACUGGACCUUUGGGGCUUCGCGACGCCUUCCCCCCCUCCGCCGCCGCCGCCGCCGCCCCCACCUCAGUCGGCCCCCUCCCCAUCGCCCCCGCUGACGCCGGCCCGCCGCCCGAGAGGGAGGCCUCGCUCCAACCGUUCGGCGAAGCGGGACGUCCGCAACGAUGUCAAGGUGGGCGACGCGGCGGGGGACGGCGGCCCGGCGCGUAAAAGACGGCGCCACUGCCGUAACAGGAAGUACCAGAUGGGGGAGUACGUCACCGAGAAGGACAAACGGGAAGAAGGCGAGCACCUCGAUGAGUCGGACAGUGGAAUCGCGGCAGAUUCCCAGACGGCUCAGUGCCCGAGUCCCGCCGCUUCCGGUCCGGAGUCGCCGGCGCCGCUUCGGAGACCCUCCUUCACGCGCUCGGGUUCGGUCCGUUACCAGGCCGGCGACGUGUCGGUGGAGGAGUCCGACAGCAAACCGUCUGGGAAGAGGAAGUUCAAAAGCAAACAUUUGUGCGACAGCGACGAGCAAAAGACAAAGAGCAAGCGCAGCAGCCCGGGCAAACGCAGCGCCGCCGCGGCUCCGGAUCAGGACGCGACCGGGCAGAACAGCGGGCCCCCGCCCCUUGCCAAGAGCUCGCCGCCGCCGAUGUCCGGCAAAACCAGCUCGUCGGGGAAAAACGGCGCCCCGGAGUCCCCCCCCAAACGGCCGAUCCCCCCCGAGGUGCGGCGGCUGAUCGUCAAUAAAAACGCCGGCGAGACGUUGCUGCAACGGGCCGCCCGUUUGGGCUACCAGGAGGUGGUGCAGUACUGCCUCGAAAAGGACAUCCGGGAGGUGAACCGGCGGGACAACGCGGGCUACACGGCCCUGCACGAGGCGUCCUCUCGAGGCUGGACCCAGAUCGUCCAGAUGUUGCUGAAGCACGGCGCCGACGUGAACUGCAGCGCUCAAGACGGAACGCGGCCCCUUCAUGACGCGGUGGCUAGCGACAACCUGCCCAUCGUGUGGCUGCUCCUCAACCACGGCGCCGACCCAACGCUGGCCACCUACUCGGGCCACACGCCGGUCAAACUGGCGCACAGUGACACCAUGAAGUCUUUCCUAACAGAGUAUUUCACCGACCUGGAAGGGCGCGGCGAACUGGAUCCCACCUUGCACUGGGACUUCUACAGCAGCUCCUUGUUUGAGACGGGCGAGGAGCCCUGCUGGGACUACCUGCUGUCCCAGCAGAGCCAGGACUCCGGCGAGGGCGACCGCGGGAACGGCGACAGGGAACGCGACAAAGACACGCUGGUGUUCGAGUUCUCCUCGGAGCCCCUCCUGCCCUGCUACCACCUGCAGGUGUCCGUAACGCAAGGCUUCUGCAACUGGUUCCUGCUGUCGGACGUGCUGAACCGCCUGAAGACGUCGGCGCGCAACUUCCGCGCCCGCCACCCUCACCUGGAGGUGGCCGGCCUGCCCCGCGCCGAGCUGGCCCGGCAGGUCCACGUCAGCCAGGUGGGCUCGCCCCUGGAUUCCGCCGGCAGGGACAAAGACGAGGACGGGGAGGAGGAGGAGGACGAGGACGAGGGGCUGGUGCACUUGGUGCGGUGCGUUCCCGAGCUCCAGAGACUGCUGGGGUCCUCCAUUCACCUCCUGCAAGACGACGGAGAAGAAGAAGAAGAAGAGGAUGAAGAAGAAGAGCAGGAAGAGGGGGAGAAGGAGGAGAGGCCGCGAGGUCGGUAGCCCAGCGCGUGACCAACUUGAGCAUCUCCGUCCCAUCUCUGACGUUCAAGGGUCCUCGCUUGACUUUUGACAAGACCACCGCACAAACAUCGGACCCCCGCCCCGCAGCCCCCCCAAACGCCUUGACUCCACCCUCCUCUUCCUCAACACGCUUUCGGUGGACGGACCUCCAAGACCC